This is a messenger RNA of Trichophyton verrucosum HKI 0517, 951 nucleotides long. RefSeq names its product CDP-diacylglycerol-inositol 3-phosphatidyltransferase PIS. Gene Ontology annotation, cellular component: membrane; Golgi apparatus. Gene Ontology annotation, molecular function: CDP-diacylglycerol-inositol 3-phosphatidyltransferase activity. The record is from RefSeq and is a predicted model, not a curated record. The coding region runs from base 1 to 951 and encodes 316 amino acids. NCBI's taxonomy places the organism in Eukaryota, Fungi, Ascomycota, Eurotiomycetes, Onygenales, Arthrodermataceae. Gene Ontology annotation, biological process: phosphatidylinositol biosynthetic process. The transcript has 3 exons.
AUGUCCGCUCGCACAAGGCGACAAAAGGCCGCCCAGCAGGCUCAGGCUCAGGCUCAGGCUCAGGGCGAGGACGAGCACUCCGACUCUCUCGCCAACGGCCACAGCAACGGCUCCAAGAACGGCUCGGCUGAGUCGCCCAAGAUGAACGGCAGUGCCAGGCGCAAGAGGUCGCCGCCGCGGGACGGCCAGCACAGCGAGAAGGAGAACAUCUUCCUCUUCUGGCCCAACAUCAUCGGAUACAUCCGUAUUGUCCUUGCAACCGCCUCGCUCUACUACAUGCCCCUUCACCCCCGAACAUGCUCGGCCCUGUACAGCGUCUCCUGCCUGCUCGACGGGCUCGACGGCUACGCAGCCCGCGUCUACAACCAAUCCACCACCUUCGGCGCCGUGCUCGACAUGGUCACCGACCGCUGCACCACCGCCUGCCUGCUGGUCUUCCUCAGCUCCGCCUGGCCUCGCUGGGCCAUCCUCUUCCAGGGCCUGAUCUCCCUCGACCUGACCAGCCACUACAUGCACAUGUACGCUACCCUGACCAUGGGCGGUUCCAACCAGAGCCAUAAGAAGAUCGAUUCGAGCCGCAGCUGGAUCUUGUACCAGUACUACAACAAUAAAGCCGUCCUGUUCACUUUCUGCGCCAUGAACGAAAUGUUCUUCAUCGGAUUGUACCUGCUUUCGUUCUCCUCGCCGACCCUCUCGCCCUCCCUGCUGCAGCCCAGUGCGGUCCCUGUGGCCCAUCCGACCACCCUCUUUGCCAACCCGUGGAGCGCCGGAGCCCUCGAGAUGGCCCGCGCAAACAAGAUGGACAGCUUCUGGCCGUGGGUGCUGACCGGCAUCUCGGCUCCCAUCAUGGCGGGAAAGCAGUUCAUUAACAUUGUUCAGAUGGUCAAGGCCAGCCGGUGGUUGGCAGAGGGAGACAUUGCCAGACGGCGCAAGCUAGGCAUCGCAAAGUGA